CAUCCGACAAAAGUCUUUCGCUUGGUGUAGAUGUUGCAGAUACAGAUACAGAUAAAUACUUUUGUACCAGACUAGAAAUUGUUUCUGCUUUUCAUUCCACCAACUCAAUGGAUUUUGAUUGA
Messenger RNA from Entrophospora candida, 122 nucleotides. Lineage: Eukaryota; Fungi; Glomeromycota; Glomeromycetes; Entrophosporales; Entrophosporaceae. The record is from the annotation of a GenBank genome assembly.